Molecule: messenger RNA, 2876 nt
Organism: Mytilus californianus (California mussel)
Lineage: Eukaryota; Metazoa; Mollusca; Bivalvia; Mytilida; Mytilidae
Product: probable serine/threonine-protein kinase DDB_G0276461
Exons: 2
Coding region: 443-2110 (555 amino acids)
Source: RefSeq, a predicted model, not a curated record
UUAUAGGUUGUAUAUCUACAAUAUAAACAUAUACACGAUAACAUUAAUGUUGAUUUACCAGACAAUAGUGGUGUUAGGAGGUUUAACUCAACGAUCAAGUAAAGUUCACGGUAAAAUUAGGUUGAGGCCAGAUUUAGAUAAAGAAAGUCAAAAAUGAUUUUUGGCUUCAUUAUGGAUUUUAAAGUACGGACAAGUAUAUGUCAUCGCUUCACGUGACCUUUGUAUAAACGUCAGCCUUUCAGAAACAAAAAAUAAAGAUCGGAAGAUAACGGUAGGUAAUUGUGAAAAGAAAGAUUUUAAAACCCUAGGAUCACGUGACAACUAAUAAUGAAGAUACAAAAAAUGAUUUUUAAAAUUGAUAAAACAAGACAUUGUUGUGAAAUAUAAUUACAGAAAAACAAAGACAUAAUAGAAAGAAUGUAACGACACGAAUCACAAUACAAUGCAUGGUGUCAAUACGUCCAGAUUACCACUGAUAGGAGAUGGGUUUCACAUCGGUGGAGUAAGAGCUGAUCGUGAACCACCCUCUCGAAGCUGGGCAAGGAUUAGGACGUGUUUGAUCGAUAAUCCUAGAGAUGAGGAAUUCAACAGACGACAGGAAUUCUGGAGCUACCAAAACAGAAACCGAGGUGUUGUGAAAUCCUUAUUGAAAAAAUUACCAAACGUUCCAUUCAGGAUUAAAAAAAAGAAAAUGCGACAAAAAGAUAUUGAAACGGAAAGAGACAGAAUUCGCCAAACUAUUUCAAAACUUCCAAACAUAUCCAAUACUGAAAAAAUAAUGGAACAGGAUUCUCCUGGGCGAAGUACGAGACCUCGUCCGCUAGGAAUGUCUAAGUAUUCAGACUUUAAUUUUAGAUCAAGUGAUAUAAAUAGAGCAAAUUUGAAGGAUGUAACGAGGGAAACAGACAACAAUAAUAAUUCGAAGGAUAGUGAUUUUAUUCCGAAUAGUAAUCGACUUCCGCUGAUAGACGAUCGACCAACAAAGACGAGUCCGGUCAAAGGAAAUGCAAAAUUAGACGAACAUUCUAAAAAGGUUUCUUUUUCUAUGAACGAUUUGAGCAAAGAGAUCGACAACAGAUGUUCGACUGCGUUCUCUCAUUCAAGUACGGUAUCGGACACGGCUAUAGAGAAUUAUGGACAUACUAGUCAUGGUAUAGCCGAUAUAAUGCCUCGAACAGUGCUAGAUGUCGUUCCGGAAAACACUAAAAUCGAUUCCGAAAAUUCAAACAAUUCUAAAAAGAAAUCGAACAACUCGAUUCCAACUGUUUCCAACAAUCAUAAAAACUGGUUUCAGAGAGUCGUUGGAGAUAAAGAAUUGAUUGCCUCGAAUGAUUAUGAAAAUUUUGCUCGAACUGCUCGUCCUUUAAAUGAUCGACUCUCGGAUGACCAACCUACAAACAGUAAAAUUCCACCUGAAAAGCAGUAUUCAAGAUCUGGAUGGAAUGUGCAUUCGCAGCCAUUUUUUUCUAAUUACAAUGGAAUGGACAGACAUGACAAUAAAACAUCAAGAUUGAGUUCUACAAAAGUAGGAGCUAGGUCAGUUGAAUCUAGGUUAAAUGAUCAGAAUUAUGUUAAAAAUAAUGAAACUGAAAAACUUAGAAGAUUUGAAAGAACAUAUCAAGCUCAAACCCUAACUCAAACAAGAAUUGCUGAAAGAUUAAGUCAGGGUAAAUCACCGGACAGGUACGGUCGAUCUCCGGAAAGGAACGGUAAAUCACCAGAGAGAACGUCACCUGCUCAAACGCAAACUCCUAACCGACUUGCCGAUAGAGUUGCAUUAAGUCGUUCACCCGAAAGAAUGAGUCAGGGUCAAGUUUUCAAUAGAAACUCCCCACAAAGACAAAACAAGCUCGUUAGUAUUGAACAUCAGUUUAAUGAUCUCGGCCAUUCUCCCCAAUUUUCACCUUCUCCAAGAUAUAUGGGUGAGUAUAAACUGACAAAAUCGCCACCACCCGUCUCUCCUGGUCGAUAUUUUCCUAUCUUUCCAACUGAUGGAUCACCGAUGAGAAAAGUUGGUGGUAGGGGCAAAAAUAAAUUUCAAAGGACAAAUUCAAGACAAGAGCCAGUAGUGUUACCGUUACAGGAAACAGAAGGCUAUAUGAUUUCAUAGGAACAUGACACUGAACAGAGAGCUACAUGAUUUCAUAGGAACAUGAGAUUGAGCAGAAAGCUACAUAAUUUCAUAGGAAAAUGCGAUUGAACAGAAAGCUACAUAAUUUCUUAGGAACAUGAGACUGAACAGAAAGCUACAUGAUUUCAUUGGAACAUGAGACUGAACAGAAAGCUACAUGAUUUCAUUGGAACAUGAGACUGAACAGAACGCUACAUUAUUUCAUUGGAACACGAGACUGAACAGAAAGCUACAUGAUUUCAUUGGAACAUGAGACUGAACAGAAAGCUACAUGAUUUCAUUGGAACAUGAGACUGAACAGAAAGCUACAUAAGUUCAUAAGAACAUGGGACUGUGGAUUAUUUGUUUAUAUUGCAGUUGAACUAUUACUAGUAUUCAAAUUGAAUUUUAAAAUGUUUCUAAAGCCAUCAAAAUUUUGCUUUUAUUUAACUUUCUUAGAAAUUGCAUAAAAUGAAAGUCUGGAUGGUUUUUAGAUAAUGGAGAGCAAUGGGUCGAAAAAGUAAAUGAUAAAGAAAAUUAGCCAAAUAAUAAAGUGUAGAAAAUAAUGAACGAAAUUCAAAAUGGACUUACAACUUUAUAAAAACUGAAAUCCAUAAUAUGCAUGGCUUAAUGUUAUUGAUUGAUACACAUUUUGUUGUCUCACAGUUAUCCAUUGUUUUAAAGUAAAUCGGGUUGACUGAAAUUAAGCACUGUAUUUCAAACACAUGAUUUUUCGUUAUUAAUAUUUAAUAUUUGUUAUUCUUAA